AUGCGUUCGACUUGUGUUAGAUUAGCUCAUCAUUAUACACCAAUGAUUCGUUUCGUUGGUGGUAGACAUCAUCAUACACCACAUUCAAGUGAAAUCUUACCACAUCCUUGUGCAGAAAACGGGUUACUACCAAAUUCUAAGGAUACAGUACCAGCAGGUGAAUUUUUGAAGAAUUUGAGGCCAUUUAAAGUUAUUCCAUACAAGAGUAAAGCUGAAACUGUUCAACCUGACAGCAGAUACCAAUAUCAACAAAGACCAUUGCAAGAAGGUGAAAAGACACACGCUUAUGAAUUAUCUCCAAGGUUUCAAUUUAAGGGCUUCAGCGAAAGUGAAAUAGAAUCCAUCAAUGGUGGUGGUGCUUUAUAA
Molecule: messenger RNA, 366 nt
Organism: Zygosaccharomyces rouxii
Lineage: Eukaryota; Fungi; Ascomycota; Saccharomycetes; Saccharomycetales; Saccharomycetaceae
Gene: KGD4
Product: alpha-ketoglutarate dehydrogenase subunit KGD4
Exons: 1
Coding region: 1-366 (121 amino acids)
Biological process (GO): 2-oxoglutarate metabolic process
Source: RefSeq, a predicted model, not a curated record